AUGCCUAUCGCGUCACUCCAAAUCCCGGUCGAGAUCCCUCCCGUCGACAUCUGGUCAUACUACCUGGAGCAGCCCAAACACUAUCCCGGCGACAAACCCCUCUUUAUCGACUGCGACACCGGCAGGUCUCACUCCUUCAACGACAUCAAGCGUCUCGCCCUCGAAUUCGGCAAGGGCCUGCGCCAUGUCUUCAAUUGGCAAACGGGCGACGUCAUGGGCCUCUUCACGCCCAACGACAUCGACGUCCCCGUCGUCAACUUUGCCAUCCACUGGGCCGGCGGCAUCUCCAGUCCUGCCAAUCCGACGUACACGCCCGAGGACCUGGCUCAGCAGCUAAAGGACUCUGGCGCAAAGGCUCUUCUUACGCAGAAGCCGUUCCUGCAGGCUGCCCGCAAGGCCGCGGCGCUUGCGGGUUUGCCCGAUGAUCGGGUUUUGCUGAUGGGACAUGGUCGGGAUGAGACGGGCUUGCACAGGCAUUGGUCCGACAUCACUGCCAAGGGCGCCCCGGUCCAGCCUCAGAAGGCCAUUAUUGACCCCAGGAAGGACCUCGCGUAUCUCGUGUACAGCUCUGGGACAACCGGUUUGCCCAAGGGUGUGAUGCUCAGCCACCAGAACAUCGUUGCUCAAGGGCUCCAGACCGAGAAACAAGGCGACAGCAAAGGUCUCUUGUGGGAGGUAGACGCUCAGCUGGGCGUUCUUCCAUUCUUCCACAUCUAUGGCCUGGUCGUUGUUUUGGCCACCACCAUUGCUACUGGCGUCAAAUGCGUCGUCCUGCCCAAGUUCGACCUUGAAAAGGCCUGCAAGCUGAUCCAAGACCAUCACAUCACCUUCAUGUACGUGCCACCGCCCAUUGUUCUCGCUCUGGGCAAGCACCCCGUCAUCUCAAAGUACGAUUUGUCGUCACUGCGAUGGAUAAACUCGGCCGCCGCUCCAUUGAGCAGGGAACUGGCAGUUGCGGUGUGGGAACGGCUCAAGGUUGGCGUGAAGCAGGGCUAUGGACUGUCUGAGACAUCUCCCGGCGUCAUGUUGCAGCUGGCGGAAGAGUGGUGGAAAUAUCAGGGCUCCGUCGGAAGGCUGUAUCCAAAUAUGGAGGCCAAGAUUGUGGAUGAGGAUGGCAAGGAACUAGGCUAUGACAAGUCCGGAGAACUCCUCCUCAAGGGACCAAACGUCUUCUCAGGCUACUGGAAGAGGCCUGAACUCAACAAAGAAACCUUCACUGAGGAUGGCUGGUACAGAACUGGAGACAUCUUCUACUGCUGUCCCAAGGGCAACUUUUACAUCACCGACCGCAAGAAGGAGCUCAUCAAAUACAAGGGCUUCCAAGUCCCCCCUGCCGAACUCGAAGCCAAGCUCAUCGGUCGCGAGGAUAUCGCCGACGUCUGCGUCAUCGGUGUCUGGGACAAGGAACAACACACCGAGAUCCCGCGCGCCUAUGUCGUGCUCAAGCCCGGUGUCGAGGAGUCCGAGGCCAAGGCCAAGGAAAUCACCGAGUGGCUCAAUGCAAAGGUGGCGCCCUCCAAGAAGCUGCGCGGAGGCGUUCGCUUCAUCAAAGAGGUCCCCAAAUCUCAAGCAGGCAAGAUCCUGCGGAGAGUGUUGAGGGACCAGGUCAAGGAGGAGGAGGAAGCGGCGGCAGAGGCACCAAAGGCGAAGUUGUAA
Messenger RNA from Trichoderma aggressivum f. europaeum, 1656 nucleotides. RefSeq lists its product as uncharacterized. Gene Ontology annotation, molecular function: CoA-ligase activity. Bases 1 to 1656 code for a protein of 551 amino acids. The record is from RefSeq and is a predicted model, not a curated record. NCBI's taxonomy places the organism in Eukaryota, Fungi, Ascomycota, Sordariomycetes, Hypocreales, Hypocreaceae. Gene Ontology annotation, biological process: secondary metabolic process. The transcript is spliced from 6 exons.